GAGUAGAAGAAAAACAUAAAUGAAAAAUUUACUGCAAAAUUGUAUUAUUUAGCAGAAAACUGGAAAAGUGUUAAAUAAAUUCAAUAUUAUAGCAAAAUUAUGUUUAAUUCAAUGUUAAAAAUAAAUAUUUUGUAAAUAUCUGUUAAAAAACAACAUGAAUAUAAGACCCAGAUGUCGUGAAUGGCUGCCCUUAAGUACGCAGCAAUUGAGAUUAAGAAACCUUCAAGCAAUACAAGGCGUUAAUAUUGAAAUAAAAACAAAAGGCAGUUCCAGAUCGUCCUCCGGGGGGGUUUACACACAGACGCUUUUGUAUUACACACUGCACGAUCAUCCGGAAAAUGAGCCAUUCUAUCAGAGUGAAAAGGUGGCCUUGCGAAAGCAUUUACAUGUGAAAUGGGCGGAGAUACAAUGUCCAGAAAUACUAAAGUCCAAUGCUAAUUGUGUUUGUAUUAAAAUAUGGGCCUGCAUAAAGAAGACUGAACAAUUAGUGAACACAGAAAAUGACGCGCCCACAGAAAAGGGCCAGAUAGCUGAGGUUGACGACAAAAAUACACUGCUGAGAACAAAGAAGAUUAAGGAACCCAUGAGUGCCUUAACUUUAGAAUUUGUUAAAUUCCAAAAGUUGCCCAAACCCUCAGACUGUCUACUCUUCAGUUGGGCUAUUUACUUUUCUGGUCUCAUACCCCUGUCUCAAAAUACCGAGGUCAAGUGUUGUGCGAAUUCGUUGAUUUUUCAAAUGAAUGAUGAGUACUUUGCCUCGCCAGAACUCUUUAGUACGGAAUGUUUACGUCAACAAUUGGCUAUAAACUAUGAACGUUACUCGGCCAGUGUGCCAAAGUGUAGCAUACCCACACCAGAUGAAUUUACCAUUAACUCUCCGCAAGUUUCCCGUAGCUCUAGUCCUGUGGCUGUUGAUUGGCAAAAGGAUUUGCUGCGCAUGUCAAAGACACGUUACGUCCAGUUGAACUGCGUACGUUCCGAGGUACGAGCUAGCUACGACUUGGUGAAAUUGUUGAGAUUGCAACAACUACAAAGACAACGUUUGCAGACGCAGCGCGAAAGUGUAGAAAUGACAGCCGACAUUAAACGUUUAAGCUUAAGAUGUAUAACCAAAGAACAACUAUUAAGAAAACCACGUACCACUUCGAUGAACUCAGCAAUCUCAUCGUCUGCAUCAACUGCCUCACAGUAUCAUUCCAUGGGUCGUACUCUUAGUCUUCUGCUGGCUGAACAGCAGCACAUUGAUCCUCAUCAACUGCUGAGGGCCCAACAGCUGCAACAGCAAUUGGAGUCACUGAAAAGUAAACAGCGGCUAUUGCUAAGUGCUCAGGAAACCUUUUCUAAACGUAUUACUCAUCUUAGGCAACAAUUGAACGGUGCUACUACAUCGCGGCAGCAAAUGCAAACUUGGUUGUCAGCCCGUCGACGCCAUCUACAUGACGACAAGUUGGAAUUAGAACAAUCCACGGUUCAGCAAUUGGAACGACGUCAUCGCAGACGUUCCAUUACCCAACAUGUAGAACGUAUAAUGUCCUCGUUAUGUUUGGAACUCAGGGACAUUUAUCCAAUUGCCCGUAAUCGCUAUGGUCUCUAUACAAUCUGUGGUGUACCAUUUCCUACAAUGGAUGGCUACGUUUUGGACUCUCUCAAUGCCCAAAGUGUGCAUAUAUCAGAGAAUAUUACACCAAUGGCUUUGAGUGCUUCAUUGGGGUAUGUGGCUCAUUUGGUCGAAAUGAUAUCAGUCGUUCUAAAUCGGCCUUUAAGAAAUCCAAUUAUACAUGAGGGUUCACGAACACGUAUUAUGGAUGUUAUCAAAGAUAUACCCUCGUAUACGUCAAGAGAAUUUCCCCUCUACAGUCGAUCCUCAAUACCCACAAAGCCAGUCAAGUAUGCAGUUAAUUUGCUAAAUCAAAACAUUGCUCAGUUGUGUUUCGAUAUCACCGGAAUACGUUGUGAUAUGCGUGCCACCAUUGACAAUUUAUUAAAUAUAUUUGCAACAUUUAUUCAAAUCGAACAGAACAAACGAGAAAUCUACUCACACACACGAACUUUGGCGGUAAAGCGUUUAACUAUAGCUGAAAUAAAUGAUUCCAAUGAGGUGGAUGGUGGAUCUCAUCAGCUGCAGCAUCAUCAUCAUCAUCACAAUCAUAAUCAUCAGGAGCAUAGUGAUAGUCACCAUGAUAAUCAGCAUUUGCCCAAUCAAAUGUCAACUAAGAAUGGUGAACAAGAUUAUUCCCUAUCGAAGUCGCAUUCGUCGGUCGAUAUGAAUCAUAUGAUGCCACCAACAACACUGAUGCAUCAUCACCAUCAUCAUAAUGUGCCUGUAUUUGCGCUAACUGCUGAUAAGCUGUUACAUGCAUCACGUAUAAGUUCGCACCCAAUCGACAUACAAGAUCGAUCAGUACUUAUAACAACAAAUCAACAACGAAAUUGUCGUUCUGUUGGCUCUUAUACGGAUAGCGAGGAAGAAGUUUGCCACUCGACACCGAUUCAGUGUUUUUCUAAUUCAGACUCUAACUUGACAUCAUUACAAAGUGGUGGGCAUCAUCAUGUUUAAAGAUUUCUUAAUGUGAUAUUGUAUUUUAUUUCUUUUUAAGUUUAUUGUUUUCAUUUAGCUUUUUUUUCUCAAAGAAAAAAUAUUCAUUCUUUUAUGUUAUUUAAUUACAGUAACAUGCAAAAGUACAUUUGUAAUAUAAUACUACUAUAUUUAUAUUGUGUAUUUUAAUCGAAAAUAACUAAUAUAUACAAAUACUUGUUUGUGUUUAUAGCCAAUUUAAUAAAACAACUAUAAAAUUUAAUACAA
Messenger RNA from Calliphora vicina (urban bluebottle blowfly), 2803 nucleotides. RefSeq names its product UV-resistance associated gene (gene Uvrag). Gene Ontology annotation, molecular function: SNARE binding. The record is from RefSeq and is a predicted model, not a curated record. The coding region runs from base 155 to 2557 and encodes 800 amino acids. The transcript is spliced from 5 exons. Lineage: Eukaryota; Metazoa; Arthropoda; Insecta; Diptera; Calliphoridae. Gene Ontology annotation, cellular component: lytic vacuole; endosome. Gene Ontology annotation, biological process: SNARE complex assembly.